Messenger RNA from Trichoderma harzianum CBS 226.95, 1802 nucleotides. RefSeq lists its product as hypothetical. The record is from RefSeq and is a predicted model, not a curated record. The coding region runs from base 1 to 1764 and encodes 587 amino acids. Lineage: Eukaryota; Fungi; Ascomycota; Sordariomycetes; Hypocreales; Hypocreaceae. The transcript has 2 exons.
AUGACCCAGACUAUAGAGCCCUGUGGACCAGCGGAGGACGACGACGCUUCUUACCAGACUUUCUCCUCAACCCCUCUGGUGGAAUCCUCAGCCUCGUCUCAGCCAACCUACACAACUGCGGGGACCAUCUACAAUCCCAAUUCUUCACAGCGACUCCAGCCCCCCGCUCGCCGUGGCCGCUUGCUCAAGUUGAACUCCGAAGCCAGCGGAUUCCCUCUUGAUGCUACAAAGUUUGGCACUCCCAGAACUAUGCUCUCUGAGGCACAGUUCAGAUCCGACACCAGCGUCAAAGUGCCGGCUGCCCCUACAGCUAUUCAGCAGUACAGCCCUCUACAGCAAAACUAUGAUCGCGCUGUUAGCCCUGUUGUUAGCCCACACCAAGAACCCAGAAUGUCAUCUCAGGGCCUCAGACGGCAUAACACGUCCCUCCGUGCUGGAGCUGAUUCGCCAUCACUCUCCCUCUUUGAUAAUGGCAAGGGGAAGGCAGUCGAGAUCAACAAUGACAGUUCCAGUGAUGAUGAGAACGAUAUCGUCAACAGUGCCCUAAUGAACAUGACUGUCAAGUCUCUCCAAAACCUGGCUUCGUAUCCAAACCCGAACCAAAAGAACGCUCAGAAGGCGCUCCUUCGGGGGACAAGACCAAAGGCCGGCAACAGCCUAAGCGGUGGCCCAUCCAGGCUGAGCACCCCUUUCACAUACCGCAACGACAGUCAAGGUGGAGCGCGAAUCUCCUCAAGUGAAGAAGUCUCAAUGGGACUCAGGCCUAUUCUGUCGGAACCCGGCAUUCUGUACCAGAGAACCCAGGAGAGUCGAUGGAGGUCUCGAAAGAUGGCAUCCGAAGCUGGGGCAAGUGGCACUUAUCACAGCGCCUUUGAAUCGCGGCUUUCGACUCCCUCUACAAACAGCGACAACACGGAUCCCAAUCCGUUAGCAUCCAUGCAUCUCGCCACAGGCCCAGGUGCGCCCAAACCCUUGACGGCUGGGCCUCCUGGACAACGCCAAUAUCGUCCUUCAACGUUUGAAUCGACAUUCAAAGCUCUUACGACCCGAUCGGCGGCCUCUCAAGGUUCCAUCGCCGAAGCUGACGAUGACCGUCCUUCAUUUGUUUUCAAGGUGUUCAAUACCAUGCCAUCGACUCCUCAAGAGUCCGUGGCAGAAGACGAAGAAUACAUGUCAGCUCCUGAGUCGUCAUUCAUGGCGUCCAACACCAUGCCGGCACUUUCCCAGAGCCCGCUCGCUGAGUAUGAGGAGAAUCCGAUGAUUUCUCCAGACACUCUGCUGUACUUGACCAUCAAUUCUGACCCCGACUGGACCCCAGAACAAAGAUGCACCGCUGAUGCUCAGAGACAAGAUUACUCCGGUUCAGUUGGCUCGGGAAUGUACCGUGCUCAUGAAGAAUGGGACGAGCCCACUGGCCCGAUGUUCCCCCAGUGCAUGGGAUACCCAGGACGCUUGACCGCGAGGGAGAUUCAUGAGCACAAUUGGCGACUCAACGUUAUGUGGUAUGCAGGAACUGGUUUACUGGGAGAUAUUGAUGCGGCUCAAGUGCUCUCCCGGCCUGAUUGCCAUAAUGUUAGCCCACCGGCAGCAAGGAAUAUUUACGGCGCAGUUGGCGAGGGCCGUCCCAGCCGAACUGGACAGGAAAGGCCCACUGCUCAAAGAAACGCUACUUGGUCAUCGAGAAGCAUGUCAUUGAAGUCUGUCGACAGCGACGUUACGAACGGCCUCGCGCUUUUGGACCAGGUCUUGAGCAGGGCUGCCUGAUUGUUACCAAGAGGAUGGGGAGUUGGUAUAAAGAUUAC